This is a messenger RNA of Entrophospora sp. SA101, 423 nucleotides long. The record is from the annotation of a GenBank genome assembly. Lineage: Eukaryota; Fungi; Glomeromycota; Glomeromycetes; Entrophosporales; Entrophosporaceae.
AUGAAGAAAUUCGCCGUCAAAGAGUGGGCUGAACUUAUUUCAGAUCCUAUUAUGUUGAGAGGGCAAGAUCAACGUAAUGGUCAGGAAAUAGAUUUGAAAAAUGAUGUUUGGACUGUUAUUGGAGCAUGUGGUACAAGCGAAAGUGCAGGAAGUCCUGUGUACUUUAAUACCAUUGUUGGAUUUAAACAUCGGGCGACAGGAGGAAAUUUACACUCUCAUGGUAUGGAUUGUGGGACAACACCAAAAUCUAACCAUCAGCAAGUGACCAUCUGCAGAGAUAUAAAUCGUGACGAUGAUUGGCUUAUCCGACGUUAUAGUCCAAAUGCUUUUUAUGAUGACUCGGAUGAUGGAACCCAAGAAGUUUCUUGUUAUGGAAAUGGAAAUGACGAAAAUAAUAAGUGGCGUAUUGAAUUAAUUGAUUGA